Messenger RNA from Chilo suppressalis (striped riceborer), 1992 nucleotides. NCBI's taxonomy places the organism in Eukaryota, Metazoa, Arthropoda, Insecta, Lepidoptera, Crambidae. The record is from the annotation of a GenBank genome assembly.
UUUUAAAGAUUCCAAUAAUUUUUCAGUUGCGCAGACGGUUGCAACACAAAAUCCAACCUAUUUUAUUUCAAAAUAUCCACUAUGAACGAAUUAAAGAAUAAUUAAAAGACGCCAACCGUACUCGAUGAAAUCCCGUCAAAAACUCCGUUCGUGCUUUUUUAUGGUCUAUUUGUCCCUUUUUGGACAGGCAAAGGGUUCUGAGGUUCAUGUUUUUUUUUUAAGUUUUUCUGCUCUAUUGGAUAAAUUAAUCCGUGUUUUAUCAACUUGGAUUCGAACAUAAUCAUUAUUAAUUUACGUCAAUUUACCGAAGAUUAGGCGAGAUUCUUUGUCAACAACGUAUUAAUACCACUGCACGCCUCGUAGGCAGUCACGCCCAUCAGGAAUAUAUAAUUGGAAAAAAUAAAGGCAGUACGAAGAUGCUUUUCUUUAUCGGUCAAACGUGUAGAAAAAUUAAAAAUAGUGGAAGCAGAAUUUUUUUUUUAGAGCGGCCACACCACGAAAUCCCUGCUGCAGGCAGUGUUCUUUUUUUGAGCUCAACUUACAAAAAUUACGCUAUGGCUUCUAAAGCUUUUUCGAACCCUUUUAUUCGUCACGUAGCGAAAAGGGGAUACGCUCAAGCCGCCCCAGCAGUGAAGAAGGAUGUCCGGAUACAGUCUGCUGUCCUGCCCAAUAAAACAUUUGUGGCUGCAUUAGACAAUGACUCCCCCGUUACUCGUGUAACCAUUGCUUUCAAGGCGGGAUCCCGGUAUGAACCACAAACUGACUUAGGUGUGGCUCAUGUGCUCCGAUCUGCUGCUGGUCUCUCCACCAAAAAUGCCAGCAGCUUCAUCAUUGCUCGACAACUUUCUCAAAUUGGGGCCUCUGUCACGGCCUCUGGAGACCGUGAGUUUGUCUAUUACACUCUUGAGGCAACUCAAGACAAUUUCCAAGCAGCAGUGGAAAUGUUGAACAAAAUUGUUUCCAACCAGGAGUUCAGACCUUGGGAAAUGAGUGACAAUGCUCCCCGUCUCAAAUAUGAUCUAGCUGCAUUGCCACCACAGGUGCGUGCUGUUGAUCUGUUACACAGAGCAGCCUACCGACGUGGUCUAGGCAACUCGCUCUAUAUUUCACCGAAGAGAAUUGGAAAAGUUUCCUCUGAGUCAAUGCAGCAUUAUGCUACUAGCAAUUUGACUCCUAGCCGUUGUGCUAUUACUAUCAUUGGAGACAGUCAAGAAAAGGCUGGCUUAGUUGCAAAUGCUCUCCAGUUGGGUUCGUCUGGUGACGCUCAAGAUGAACCUUCCAAAUACUUUGGUGGUGAACUUAGAAAGGAGAUGGGCGGAGACUUAGCGCACGUAGCUCUGGCGGUGCAGGGCGCUCCCGCCGGCUCGCCACAGGCACUCGCUUUGGCUGUCGCUGCUAAAGCAUUAGGUAACGGUCCUAUGACGAAGUGGGGUGCUGACAACUCGCCGCUAUCCAAAGCCGUCGGCAACGUGGGUCCAUUCGCGGCGGCUGGAUUCAACGUCGCCUACUCCGACAACGGAUUGUUUGGAGUUGUCCUGUCCGUGCCUAAAGACGAAGCUAGCGCUGCCGUAUCAUCAGUAGCGAAGCUCAUGAAGAGCGGUUCUCUUAGCGCUGAAGCCAUCAACGCUGGUAAAAACCAAUUGAAGUUGCAAGUACUGAGCGAGGCCGAAGAUGGUACAUCACUAGCUGAAUCUUUAGCUGCCCAAGGACUAUACAAGGGCACUGCCAGAUCACCGGCUGACAUUGCCAGAGAUAUCGACCAAAUCAAUAGCAGUACUGUCAACCAGGUACUGGCUAACGCAUCUAAAUCCAAAAUAUCAAUGGGAGCUGCUGGAAAUCUUGCAUUUGUCCCUUAUGUUGAUGAAUUAUAAAUGCAAACAAAUUAGUUUGUUUAUUAUUUUAAUUUGUAUAUUCCAUCAGACAAGUAAUUACUCUAGAGUGAUUUGUAAUUUAUUGUUUUGAAAAAUAAAAAAUAAUCUAUUGAAAAAUCCA